AUGUUGGUGAGAGAAAAACCAGACGUGAGAAUUCGAAUUUCAAGUCGGACUGUAAAUAAGGCAGUAAGAAAACCUGUCUACACUAUACCAACUAUUGAAGAAAAAUUGCCUUUUCUGACAAGUGCUAAAGUAUUCACAGUGGUGGAUGUUUCAGAGGCAUUUCAUAAUGUUGAAUUGGAUUACGAACCGUCACUAUUAACAACUUUUAAGGGUCCAAACAUACGGAAUCGAUAUAAGCGAAUGCCUUUCGUCAUCUCAUCAGGUCCGGAGGAAUAUCAAAGAAGACAACAAGAAUUCCUUGAAGGGUUGGACGGUGUUAUAAAUAUAGCAGAUGAUAUAUGUGUUUUAGGACGGGGUGAUACAAAGGAAAAAGCUAAUAUAGAUCAUGAUAAAAAUCUCAUCGCUUUGUUAGAUAAAUGUAAAGAACAAGAUCUUAGGUUGACCGUGAAAAAAAUGCAAUUCAAGUCCACUACAGUAACUUUUAUGGGACACAAAUUAACUGAUCAAGGAAUUUGCCCAGAUCCGGGAAAGGUUAGCGCAGCUCGGGAGAUGCCAAGACCUCUUGAUAAAGUUGGGGUACAGCGUUUUUUUUGGGGAUGUGUAAUUAUUUAUCAAAAUUGUGUCCAAAUCUAAGUGAAACAGUGUUGCCGUUAAGGAAUCUAGUCAAGCCGAACGUUGAAUUUAAUUGAUCAGAUUCGCAAGAAAAGGCUUUCAACGCAGCUAAAGAUCUUAUUGCAUCAAGCACAAAUUUGCGUUAUUAUGACGUUAAACUUCCAGUUACGUUACAAGUGGAUGCGUCGGAUGAAGCUAUUGGUGGGGUACUUAUACAAGAAGAAAAACCAGUUUGUUUUACGUCACACACUUUAACAGAUACAGAGAAACGAUAUGCACAGAUUGAAAAAGAGUGUUUGGCUAUCAUGACAAGUAUGAAGAAGUGGCAUCAGUAUCUCUUUGGUAAACAUGACAUUAUUGUGCAAACGGACCAUCAACCUUUAGAAACAACUUUUAAAAAGCCACUUGGUAAGGCACCUCGAAGGCUUCAACGGAUGAUGCUUCAACUACAGCAGUAUAAUUUUGAAGUUGUGUAUAAAAGAGGGAAAGAACUUUAUGUUGCAGAUACUUCGUUACAGGCAGCAUUAAAAGAAAAUUGCGCGGUGGAGUUGGAGUCAGAAAUGGUAUUUCGAGUUGAGCUGGAGCAGAUGGGUUUAAAACGAGCCAUGAUGUCAGACUGUACGUUAAAUAGAAUGAAAGAAGAGACCAGAAAAGACCAAACGUUGAAGUGUUUGUUGGAAACGGUACGAAAAGGAUGGCCAUCUGAUAAAUUAAUGGUUCCACCGUGUAUCAGACAGUUGAUUAACUUGUAA
Molecule: messenger RNA, 1364 nt
Organism: Paramuricea clavata
Lineage: Eukaryota; Metazoa; Cnidaria; Anthozoa; Malacalcyonacea; Plexauridae
Source: the annotation of a GenBank genome assembly